ACCCAUCACCCAUUUUUAACCAAAGAACAUAACAAAUUGGUAUCAGAGCAUGUCAUGGAGGAUCAACAAAUUCCUAAUAUCGAGGUACAAGUUGGAUCAUUGGCUUUUGCGCAAGAGAAAUUGUUAAAGGAACUACAUGAUAUGUUCCUGGCUAUGAACUCUCGGUUUGAUCAACUUGAAUCGAACCAUGUUCGUGAGUCUGGGGAUAACUCUAUUAAUCGAAAUUGGGUAGGAAAACUUAAUGGACAACCUGGUUCUGGCCAAACAAGUUCAACCAAUUUGGAUCUACCAAAGCUUGUUAAGCUUGAUUUCCCCCGUUAA
This is a messenger RNA of Ilex paraguariensis (yerba mate), 321 nucleotides long. NCBI's taxonomy places the organism in Eukaryota, Viridiplantae, Streptophyta, Magnoliopsida, Aquifoliales, Aquifoliaceae. The record is from the annotation of a GenBank genome assembly.